GCCGUGUUCCCCAGUUCUUUGUAGUAUUUUUAGCUCAGUUGGCACUGGCAAGGUGCAGACGAGAACAGCCCAGGCCAGAUAAGAAGCGUAUAAAAGGGAUCUGUGAACCACCAGCAUUUGCCUGACCUUGGCAGACCGCAGCGAGACAGGGACACAUAGCAACUAGGGAGGGGGAGUGAUCCUGUGAAAUGCUGAGUGUCCUCAGUGCCACCUGGUCUCAAUGAGAGACCUUCACAGUUACUCCACCGAACUGCCAUCUGGACAAAUGAAGAUGGACUGCAACUCUGGCAAGUCAUUCAAACCCCAGGGUGUCAAACUGAGCAAAUCUAUGUCCACCAUUUGCUCUUCCUCAAGUAAUGCCAACUGCCAUGAAAGCCACCCCAUCCAAGGCCCUGCGAGGCAAGCUCAGGGUAGGAACCACAGUGAAAAACUGUCCCCGUCCCCAGAUAUCAUGUCAGCUGCCGCUAGAGAGAGUCAAAUGUCAGACUUCUAUAAUGGCAAUGUGGCCCUGGGGUGCCCCUCUGACGCCUCGGAGAAGCUCCACCAAAGGGUUGCCAAGGAGAGCAGAUGGAAUGGGGAGACCACUCCGAAGGAAAUCAUGGCAACAAAGAGAAUAGCCAAUGCCCCCAUGGAUUCUCCCAUCAAGCGUACUUUCCUGUUUGGGGAAAACAAAAUUGACAACGGCAGCAAGAUGACCCUGAAGAAGUCUACCAUCCAUAAGCCGCCUGAGAAGGGUUGUUCUCCGCUAGCUGUUUCCAGAGAAGGGCCAGAUGGCUUGAGAGGAGAGACACAGGCAUGGUCCAGCGUGACCCAGAGAAAGAAAAGGCGAGACCUUUUCCCAGACUCAAAGGUUUUCAGCCACAUAGACGCUCAUGUUCUGCAUGUGAGCAAGCAGAUAAAAUCAAAGCCGGCUUUGCCGUCAGUCCAGACCAUUGUUCAGCUGAUUACUGAUGAGGCCCAAAGCAAACUGGAGACCGUGCGAGCAAUAUGGAUGUGGCUGUGUCACAAUAUCCGAUAUGAUGUGGAUGGCUUCUUAGGGUUAUCUCAGAAGAUCCAUACCCCAGAACAGGUCCGGCAAACUGGAAGAGGCGUGUGCUCCGGUUAUGCCCAUUUAUGCCGAGAAAUGUGCAGGGAGGCAGGUGUGAGCUGCAUUGAAGUGUCGGGCUACGGGAGAGGUACCGGAUACCAGCAAGGGCAAAAUUGCCAACAAAAGAAAUCCAACCACAUGUGGAAUGCAGUUCAGCUGGAAGGACAGUGGUACCUGCUGGAUGCAUGCUGGGGUGCAGGCACUGUGGAUGUAGAGAAGAGAUUGUUUAUACCCAGGUAUGACGACUUCUUCUUUCUAACCGACCCUGAGCAUUUCAUUGAGACCCACUGGCCUGAUGAGCCAGAAUGGCAGCUUGUGCAGCCGCGUGUCUCGCUGGAAGACUUUGAACAGAGAGUUUUUAAAACGUCGGAGUUUUUUAAACUGCAGCUCUCCCUUCUUUCUCCAAACCACUCUCUUCUCAAAACAGAACACGGGGAAGCAACAGUGUCUCUGAGGAGCACACAUCCAGCAGAAUUUAGCUACCAUCUCUCCAAGCUCUGUGGCAAAGUUAGCAAAGAAGCUUUAGGCACGACUCAUGGGAUGCUGACAGUGUCUGAGAAGAGCAUGACUCUCAAAGUUCUCCCCCCUACGGAGGGCUUGUUUGAGCUGAUGAUCUUCGCACGGACAGCGGACACUCAGAACCCCUAUAGCUGGGUGUGUUCCUAUCAGAUCAAGUGCCUGGAGUCACACAAGAAAGAACUGCCUGAAAACCCCUUUCAUUUCUGGGGCCUCCAUCCGAAGGGGAAAGACUUUGGGAUCGAGGAGAGCAACUGCGGCGAGGACCUGAUUGUUGUUGCAACAGGAACUUUGCUGUUGACGCUACAGACAUCUAGACCCUUGCUGGCCAUGUACCAGCUGGUGAAUAAAGAUCUAGACACCUCCCUGAGCAUGAAGUGCCUGGCCUCUCAAGCAGAGGAGGAGAAGCUGAGUUGCCAUGUGCUGUGUCCUUUUCUGGGUUACUACAGACUCUCUGUGUUUGUGAAAGAUUUAGGAGGUGACCUGUUCAAAAACGCAGCCAACUUCCUCAUUCGUUGCUCUGGUCCCAUCAACCAGAACGAGCUCUUCCCAUCUGGCCUCAGCAUGCACUGUGGGACAGGGAUCAGCACUGGCUGUAGGGGCUUUUCUAACCCCAGCCACCCUGCCCCCAUCAUCAACACCAACCAGGGUAAGUGCAACAUCACGUUCCACACCCGGUCGGACACCGAAGUGGCCGCCAUCCUGAGUAAGGACAAAGUCACCAACACCAAGUACCCCAUGGAGAGAUACGUCCUGCUCACCCAUCUGGGAAACAAGGUCAGUGUCUGUAUCCUGCUUCCUGAAUCAGGCCUCUACAAAGUGGGGCUCUUCAGCAGGAACAAGGACCACAAGGAUUUUGCUCACGUCUGUGACUACGUUGUCCGCUGCUUUUCCGAACCACGGUGUCUUCCGUUCCCCCGAGUGUACAGCACGUGGAGGAAAGGCUGCAUCUUGCUACAGCCCAGGACGGGAGUGCUCCAGGAACGAAGCUGGAUCAAGUUCAGAGUCAAGCUGCCAAAAGCCUAUAGAGCUCUCGUGGUCGGGCAAUCCAGGACUGAACUGCAGCCAACUUGCAGCAAGAUCUGGGAGGGGGAGGUGUACACCGGGCUCGCUCGGACUGUGCUCAAGCUGGCAGUGAAGUUUAGUCAGCAUUCCACCAGCAUGGAUGUCAUCCUGUCAUUUGAUGUGGAAGGCAGCUCCCCCAGUUCAGAGGGGUCUUCAGGGUAAAUGAUCCAGAGAUACGGGGAAGCUGGAAAUGAUCAGGAGAGUGAUGGAAGCAAGCAAGAAGCUCUCAAAAUUGAGGUGCUCUGAUAAGAGACAUAAAUAAGUCCAAAGUACGAGCAUGUCAGGUGGAGGUGCAGAAUUGUACAUUGCACAUCAUUUCCUGCAAGAUAUCCUUAGAUGUCUAGAGAUGAUGCAGCAAUUUAAUCAGAACCAGAAUGCUGAAAACUCCUAAUAGUCUAUGUGUAUCGGGGGAAACUGUUGUUUGACACCUCUCCUGGAAGAUUGUUUAACUGCUUAUUAGCAGAUUGAAUAAUUGUUCAGCAUGUUUUAGUUGACAUUUCUUCAAGAUCUUGUGAAUUAACAGGGUUUUCUUCCUCCUCAGAGCAAAAACAAAAAACCUGGAGCCAAAAGCAUCAGGUGGUAGCAAUAUUUUUAAAAACAUAAAUAUAUAUAAAGGAAGUUAAUCAUUUCCUGAUGGAGUCCAUGCUAGCGAGGGAGAAUGUGUGUCAUUUUUAACUGCCGCUUUAAAAUUUCUCCCAGGAUCUGAAGAAUGGAGUCUACGAGUCCUUCACUAGCCAGCUUGAUGCGUAAGUGCACUGUACAUGUGUGUGCUGAGGAUCUGGAGUGAGAGCUGGGAGUGGGUAUAGCCGGCAGGAAAGCAGUUCCUUGGCCUAGAUACACCAUAUAAAUAAUAGAAAAGCCUGGUCAGAGAAGCAAUUAUAACCUGACACAUGCUAAAAGGCAGCCUUGUAGCAGAGAUAAGAACACUGCAUGGGCAGCUUGCUACAUAUAACAGCAUGGAUUCUACUAGUCAUAUAUUCUUCCAGAACGUGUGUAUAAUUUAUAAACACACGGACACAAAGAGUAAUUACAUUGCCAACCACCAAAAUGCAGCCACCUCUGGGGUGGUGCUAGACAACUGAAUGUUGCACAGCAAUAUUAUGUGACAGUUUAGGAUAGGAAGAGCUGGCAACUAUCUCCAACUGCACUGCCAAAAGGAAUCUUUACAACAGGGUUUAGCUCAGCAUUUCCACCUUGUUUGGAACAUAGGAACUGCCCCUCUUUUAGAAGCUGCUGUCAUUGCUGGGGGACUAGAGAGGGCAAGAGCAAAGAAGUGGGUAUCUGUACAACAUCCAGCGAAACCAUCUCCACACCCGCUCCACACUGAUGUUUUAAAUGGAAAUUCUGGCUGCAAUACCUUUGAAUGAGGUCUAGGGUUAUUUUUGGAUGCUUUUAAAGAAACAGACAGGGGGCACUGUCCACUGUUAUUCAGAAGCAGCCUAUUGUGUUUGAUUUACUGAAGAAGUUGGAUAAAAAUGGCUUUUAUUUAACUUCAGCCGGGUUUUCCAGGGCAUGGAAAAUAAUCAAACAUCUGAGCUGCUACACUGGUGAAGGCCAAGGGCCCCAAUUUACGGGAGCUGAAGAACUAGUUGGGAAAGUACAAAAGUCCUGGAAUAACAGGGAGAAAAUCCUGCCAAGGAACAUGAUACAAGGAUAAUUGUGAACCGAGAUGGAUCUGCCUGGGAAGCGUACACAUUGCCAACAGGCUAGAAGCACAGAGCACCUGGCAAGGAGGGAGCUGUGGCUGUGAUUACAAGUAUCUGUCAAUAAAGUGUGUCUCCCAAGAUGCACCUGGGCAUUUGUUACACAUUUAGGUUUCUUUUUCAAAAAGAUGAGGAUCAAGGACAGACACUGCUCACACUUACACACAAUCCCACUGACUCUCAGUUCAGUGGGCUUGUAGGGAUAGACUGAGAACAGAACUGGGUCCAGUGUGCUAAAGAUUUAGCUCAAGGAAGGUAGGAAACCAUGUUCCCCAAAAGGGAGAACAGUCAGAGUACCACAAAUACAGGACAGCCUAUAAAUAACUGGGUAGGGGAGUGAAUCAUCAGUGGAAAUGGGAAUGUUUGAGACCGUGAUGGUUUCUCAACAGGUGCAUCCUCUCAAGAAGAUCUUCCUUUUCCUUUUGUUUUGAAACAAUGGACCAGAUUCUCAGCUGGCGUAAAUGCAUUGAAGUCCGAACCGGGCAGUACUGCCUAGGGGCAAUACUCUGGGCUGGGUCAGCCGGUGGCGAGAGUCAAUGGCUGGGGGUAGGGAAGUCUGGGCCCUUCCUGCUCCACCGGGUUCCAAGCCAGGGCCCAAUAAAUAGUACUUCAAACCAUGCAGCCUAUGGGAUGGGCACCCCUACGCCUGCUCCCUGGGCUACUUCCUACCCUGACUUCGGUUCCUCUGGGGGUGCCACUGUUUUACUCCUGAGUCCUCUCUGGUCACACUCCAGAGGGGCUUCCUCUCCCAGUCACAGGUCCUCGUCAUUGACCUCCACAGCUGAAGGGCCUGCAGCAGCUUGGCAGUAGCACCUGAUCCCGGCUGCAUGGGGCCUUAGUGGCUUCCUGGCAGGAGCCUGCACUACACAACUACUCUCCUGCUCCGUCCACCUAGACUGAACUGAACUGCUCCCUUUUGAGCUCAGCCUCCACUGUGAGCAUGACCAGCAGGGGCAGCUGGGCAAGGUUUUCUAGGCCCAGAGCUGCUCCUAACCCUUCACAGCACACCUUGAUUAAACUGAACAGGACGGUGCCACUUUAUACCAGCUGUGGAUCAGGGCCAAUAUUUCCCCUCUUCCCCCCAAAAAAUCAAUUGAAGAGGGAAAGGAGCUGCCCAGCAGGCCAGACAAGGUGAUCAUAAAGGUCCCUAAAAAUCUAUGAGUCACCAAGGAAAUUUGGUGUGUGUCAUUUUCAUGCACCAGGAAAUUUGGUGUGUGUCAUGGUCAUGCACUCCUCUGUCUAAAGGAGAUCUGUCAUCUCCUUUGUGCACCAAACCUAUAUGGUAUUACCCUUCACAUGUAAGGCUCUCCCUUCUGCUCAGAUCCCUUUUUGUGGGAGUCACUUGCCUGAAAUGUCACCAUUUAUUCCAAUGGUCUCUCUCACAAAGAUUAUUUUAAAGCGUUAAAGUGCUUAAAAUUGGAUGGUUAGAGGGGAGGACAGAACUGGACCAAAAGAGCAACAGAAAAAGGGGUAUCUAGCCAGAAAAAGAAAUGAUCUCAUCGGCUCCAAUCCUGCAAGCAGAUCUACACAGGCAGAGAUGGCUCAAGAGGCAACAUAGCCUAGAGCUCAGAGUACCGCCCUGUGAGUCAAGUAGGCUGGGUUCUAGAUCCAGCUCUCCCAUUUAACUGGUGCGUGACCUGGGGCAAGUCCCUUCAUCUUCCUGUGCCUCUGUUUUCCCUCCCCCUUUUGUCUUGUCAAUUUCGUAGACUUUAAGGCCAAAAGGGACCAUUAGAUCAUUUAACCUGACCUCCCAUAGAGCACAAGCCAUUCCAUUUCACCCAGGCAGCCCAGCAUUGAGCUCAAUCACUGGUAGGUUUGACUAAAGCACGUCUUGGGGUUGGCUAAAGCGCAUCUUCCAGAAAGACAUCCAGUCGCCAUAGAUGGGGAAUUCGCCACUUCCUGUGGUAGUCUGUUUCAGAGGUGAUUCACCCUCACUGUUAAAAAGGUGUGCUAAUUUCUAGUUUGAAUUUGUCUGGCUUCAGCUUCCAGCCAUUAGUUCUUGUGCUGCCUUUCUCUGCUUGACUAGAGAGCUCUUUCGUGCCUGGUAUUUUCUCCCUGUGAAGGUACUUUGACACUGUAAUCAAGCCAUUUUUCAAGCUUCUUUUUGAUAAACCAAACACACUGAGCGCAAAGUCUCUCACUAAAAAACCUUUUCUCUAACCCUCCGGUCAUUUUUGUGGCUCUUUUCUGUACCCUCUCCAAUUUUUCAAUGUCCUCUUUAAAAUGUGGACACUGAAAAUGUACACAGUAUUUGUGAUGUUGGCAGACCAGGUGCCAGCUCAUGCUUAGGCCCCUAGGCCUCUGAACCCUGACAAAAGCAUAGCUGGAAACCAGACUGGCUCACCCGUGUGUUAGUGUUGUUAAAAUGGUAUUUGAUUUAUAAAAAAUGUGUUUAAACUUUAUGAAAUGCUUGUAAGUUGCUGCAUGCAUUAAUCUCAUUUAUAGUCUUUGUACCCCAUGUUAUAAGGUACUAUUUAAAUGUUUUCUCUAUAACUAUCAAAGUGUUUGUAAUGAAACUGGAAAUCCCUGCAGUCUUGAGAGAAGCAUUACCAAGUUUGAAAUAUUAGUUUACCACAAGAGAUGUCAUCUCCUGCCCAACAAAAGAAAGCCUAUAGACAUCAGACAAGCCACUGUGGACCAUCAGUGGACAAAAGACUAUGUUGAUUGCUCCCUCCACAUCCAUGAAGAGGAGACAUGCACAAACGCUCAUCCCAUCAGCUUGAGCUCUGGGGAAAGCGAAUAAAAAUCCCGGUCAAGAAGAAAUGUUUAUUCUUGUGCUGCUUGGACUUCAGGGAGAGGGCAAGACUUCUAAGCAUAAGCAAGGGAUCCCCAGCUGUUUAGCUUGGGUAAGCCCUAAAGGACUCUCUCAGCUUGCACCUUACAGCAGCUUCGAUCGUUUUUUGGAAUCUAAGGCCUUGUCUACACUGCAGAGUUGCGUCCCCAAAAGGCAGCUUUGGACACACUACAGUGCCACUUUGGGCGACAAAACUCAUCAGUUUCAACGACAAAAUAAAACCUUCUUGACGAGAGGCAUAAGGCUUCUUGCGUCAAAGUUAAAACAACAAAGUCUCAGUGUAGACAUUCUCGUUCGUUAUGUCACAAGAACUGGCCUCCCCCAGUAUCCCAAAAUGCCUGCCCUGACCCUUCCGCGAACUGUUUUGAACUCAGCAGCCCUGCGCCCCUCCCCUUUCAAAGCUCCAUGAGGACAGCUGAGCAUGCUGCUCGACUCCAAGCAGCCAGGAGCAAACCACUUACAUGGAACGCUCCUGCUCUCUCCCACGCUAGGAACAGAGGCAGGCAGGGACAGAUGUGUGUGUGAGAAAGAGAGACUGCUGUGCUGUGCAGAGCCAGGGGCUGAUGCCAGGGGUGUCCCCCUCCCCCAGGACUGGUUGCUUCCGGCAGCUGUCUGAACUUACAAGACAGCGUGUCGACACACUCACGCUCUUACAACACAGACGCCCCCAACACACACUGUCUCUCACAUACACCCUCCCGCUCUCUCACACACUGCCCCAACAUACACGGUCUCCCCUGCACACACCCAUACACACUCCCUGUCACGCACACUCCUCCCCAUCUCAUCCCUCGCACGUUUCAGUUGAAAAGCGGCUGGCAGUCUAGUAGGAUGCCCAUGGAACAAGGGGAUUGACACACUUGCAUCAUGUGAUGCCGCACCUGCCCCAUGAGGCAUUGCAAACCCCUCCCAAAUCUCCCUGCGGCCAGUUGCACAGUGCACCGCUCUCUGUGUCGAUGCAAGAGCUCCUAGUGUGGACGCGCUCCGCCGGCCCAAGGAGCAUAGUGUGGACUUGCAACAGCGCUUUAAUUAAAAUGGCAUAACUUUUGGUGACAAAACUCUGCAGUGUAGACAUACACACACAAAUGUUACAGUUUUAGGCUAUGUUGACCUGCUUUAACCUUGUAAAUAACUCUUAUUUCU
This is a messenger RNA of Chelonia mydas (Green sea turtle), 8308 nucleotides long. Its product is annotated as kyphoscoliosis peptidase-like. The coding region runs from base 221 to 2830 and encodes 869 amino acids. NCBI's taxonomy places the organism in Eukaryota, Metazoa, Chordata, Testudines, Cheloniidae. The transcript is spliced from 8 exons. The record is from RefSeq and is a predicted model, not a curated record.